CUCUCCGGCUCCAAGCACCGGAGCCUGACCAAGCCGGGCUCUGAUCAUUGCACAGGCCCUAUCUAUCCACCCUGCAGUUCAGGCUCCUCAGGGCUCCCCUCCAGCCGGAACUUUGCUCUUCUGCUCCUGGGGACAGAGUUGGGGUUUUCACCUAACAAGAUUCACACACGCGCAGGCGUGUCCUCAUCUCCCAGGGUCACAGCGUUUCCCUUUUGCCAAUCCGAGUCACUCUUCAGGAACCCCCACAGCGGAACCUCAGAACCCCAACAUGGCCAGACAGUUAUGCAUCAGCCAAACAGAGUUCAAGUUCCUGGGUGGCUUCUUCCACCCAUAACCGAGGUUCUUGCUCAAGGCAUUGCUGCUCCCAGCCUGGCCUCAGUACUACAAGGCUGUUCUGAGAACUCAACACAGAAUGGGCCAGCCCUGCUCCUAUUUUGAUGGUAUUGUCUCGACACAAUUAGACUUUUAUUUUCCUGCUGCCUCUGGGCAGUUCUAGGGGUUGUUUAAAAGCCUUCUUCCUCUUUGGCUGGCUAAUUGUCUUUUCUGGACAGAGGCCUGUGAGUAUCAGCUGUACUGUGUGCCAGCUUUCAUUGGCCCUUUCCAGGACAUUUGAUUGGUUUGCAGCCAGCUCUCUGUCACAUGGAUGGGAUGGGGCUUGUGGGGGGGGGGGGCGGUGUUUGAGAAUAAGCAAACCCCUCUAACCAAAGGCUUGUUAAGGAUGCGCUAGUGAUUAACACUCACAGCUCAGGGCCACCUUGUUCAUGAACUGGCCACUUUACCUGCACGGCUACCCUCGAGCAAGUUACAGAUGAGGACUUCUCGAGGCUCCAGGAGAUGAUGGGUAGCCCAGGCUGAUCUCAAACUUUCGGUAGUCGUUCUGCCUCAGCUUCUCCAAGCACUAGGAGGUUGCAGGUGUGAGCUAGUUACCGCACCCGGCUCCACCCAGCUUUUGAGAUGGAAUGAGUUCUGGCUGACCUAAACAUCUGGUUUUGCACAGUCAUACUGCGGAAUAGUGAGAACUAAUGUUACACUUUCUACAGCCACUGUGACAAAGUCCUACCAACUGGAUGACUUGAGGAAUAGCAAUUAGCCUCUCUUGGGUCUGAAGGACCCAUAAUCAGGUCUGAAGUCCAUAAUCAAGGUAUUAGCAGGCACACAAUCAGAAGUCUCUGGGGAUGUUCCAUUGCCCCUUCCAGCUUCUGGUAACUUUCGAUCAUCCUUGGCUUAUAGCAGCAGAUUUUGGGUCCCCAUUCCCAUCUGUCUGUCUGUCUGUCUGUCUCUCUGUGUGUGUGUGUGUGUGUGUGUGUGUGUGUGUGUGUGUGUGUGUGUGUACAUCUAUGUCUAUAGCCUCUUCCUUCAAAGACACCUGUUGUUGGAUUGGGAGUUCUCCCUACAUUCAGGAUGGUGCAAUCUCAAGAGCCUUAACUACUUACAUCUGCAAAGAACCCAUUUCUGAAUAACACCACAUUCUCAGGCUCUAUGUUGACAUGAAUAAGGUGGUCACUGUCACACACCAUGCAAACAAGCAGCAUAAAGCAUAGAGCUCAUCCGAGGGACUCGGAAAGAGCCACAUGAAAACAGUCCCAUUUGUGGUGCUGAAUCUAAACUUUGGCGGUAACUAUCAGUGAUGGUACAGUCCCUUGAGCUGCCACAGAGGCAACCUUGUCACUUUGGAAGUUGGAUCAAGCGCUCACCCUCGGGCCUCACCUCAAAGUCACCGAGUCAGGUUUUGGGAAACAAUCUGAUAGAUGAUGCCAAGGCUCGCCUGAGAAAGUCUGAUGUCGGGACCAGAUAUUCUCACCUGUCCUCUAAUAAAUUCUCUGUCCUUGUACCACUGCUGGCCAGAGGAGGAAAGUUGUAUUUGAUGUUCACGGUCCGCUCAGACAAGCUGAAAAGGGAACCUGGAGAAGUCUGCUUCCCUGGAGGAAAGAGGGACCCGGUGGACACAGAUGACACAGCCACUGCUCUCCGUGAAGCCCAGGAGGAGAAUGAUGCACUGGUAACCCCCGUAGUGGGUUUUCUAGACCACAACUUCCAGGCCCAACCUAAUGCUGAUGAAGUGAAGGAAGUCUUCUUUGUGCCUUUGGACUAUUUCCUCCAUCCCCAAGUCUACUACCAGAAGCAAAUCACACAGUCUGGCCGUGAUUUCAUCAUGCAUUGCUUCGAGUACAAAGACCCUGAGACUGGUGUGAACUACCUAAUCCAGGGAAUGACCUCAAAACUGGCUGUGUUGGUGGCCUUAAUUAUUUUGGAACAAAGUCCUGCCUUCAAGAUUGAUUUUGAUCUCCAUGACCUGAUACCGUCUUGUGAAAGGACCUUCCUUUGGAGAUAUUCUUUAAGCAAGUUGUGAAGACCCUGAAACCCAAAAGAACGUACAUGAGGUUUUUGUGUGAGCUUAUGCUCAGAACAACAGUGUUUAGCAAGUGGCAUCUGACAGGUGUGAAUAUUUUCCUACAAUGUGGCUGUGAGAUCCUUGCCUGACUUCCUGUUGCUGCUUUAGAACACUAAAAGUCUUUCAAAACUGGAAAAAUGCACUGGCAGGGGAGAAUAAUUUUACCCAUUUAAAAAAAUGGCACGAUUUUUAGUCAUAUUAGGGAUAUCUGUCACAUAGUAGGCACUUAAUAAAUAUUUGUCAAAUAUAUGGCUUGCAAUAUUCAUCUUAUUUUAGAGUAUUUGAAAUAUGUUUUUAAUCCAUUGUUUCAUCUAGCAAAAACUUCUGACUAACCGUUCAAACCUACCCUCCUGGGGUUAGGGAGUAAUUCCACCAUAAAGUGCCUGUCUUACAAGCAUACGGUUCUGAGUUUGAUCACCCAGGUACAAUGACCCAGGUGUGGUGAUGUACACUUGUUAUCCUAAAAUUGAGAAUAUGGAACCAGGCAUCUCUGAGGCUUUCUGUCCAGGCAACCUACCCUGCUUGGCAAACUCCAGGCCAAUGAGAGCCUCUGUUUAAAAAGAGGUUGGUGGUGCCAGAGGAAAAACAUGUAAGAUUGACCUACACACACAUGCUCACACAUGUCCAUACACACACACACACACACACACACACUUUACCCUCCUCGAUUCCAUGACAGUAGAGGUUAAGCUGGCUCAGCGGUCUCUCCAGGAGCUCUGCCAUCCAAUGGACGCCCUGGGAUUCAGUUUGCAGCAACAACGUGAUGUAGGAGAAAGAUGACGCUGCCAGUUGCGUUAGAUUCAAAAGAGAAAGCAAACUCCCCUGGAGCCCCACUUUCUGUCUUCCGUGAGCUACCGUGUAGAUAUAUCUGCAACCCAACCAGGUGGGUGGAGAAAUCCCGCAAGGAAAUGGCAGAAAGCAAAGAAUGGUCAACGCCUGGCUCUCUGAGCGACCCUGAAGCAAAGCAGCCUGUUACGACGGGUCAAUGAUAGAUGACAGUAAUAAAAUUCUGUCAUCUUUCUGCAUUGUAAUUUUGGGUCCUUUCAUUACAGUGCUGCUGCAACCCUAAAAAAUAUAUAAUACUUGAGAACAAGAUGAGUAUUUAUCCAAGUUCGAGGGAUUGGAAGCAAAAUUGCCAUCCCCAGCUCUGAUUCCGUGCGUGAAAGCCUCUGUGAUGUGUGCGGGAGGGGGCAGGACUUCCCAAGCAACAGAAACAGAUGAACAGGAGAGGCCCAUGGACCUCCAAAUAUAACCAGCCAUCUCCCAGUGUGCUAAAGGCAAAUAAAACACCUAUUUCGAGCACAAAUCCCAAAUCAGAGAGACAAGCAUUUCAAACUGCAUGCUUUGAGAUCUCCUGCCUCCUCAGUGGCCUUCACCACAGACCAUGCCUCAGCCCCAGCAGGGAUUUCUUUGUUUAAUUAGGAUGUUAACUGUGCCAAGGUCAGAGAGGCUGGUAAGUGAAGCCACAUAACCACAACUCUACGAUGCUAAUUUCACAUCCUACUGGGAAGUAUUAUUAGAUUUUCAUAACUAUAGCUGAAACCUGAUGCCGUCCCUAAACCUAGCAGUCUGCCAGAAAAGUGUUGCUGCUGAAGAAGUGUCCAUUGCUGCUGAAGAAGUGUCCAUUGAUGUUGAGUUUUGGUUUGUUUUUUUUUUUCCCCUCUUGAAGUUGGCAGAGGCAAGUACCCAGUCCACUGCUUUAUGCUCAUCAAUGUUUAAAUGGUGCAAAUCUGGAUCCAACCAGGAAAGCAGAUGUUGGGUGAGCAUCCCCAUUAACAUUCUGCAACUAUCUCUGCAUGAGCAGGCCUGAGCCAUUUCUGGACAAUUACAGAGGCAUUUGCAAAUGUGUAUUUACAAUCUGACAGCAGUGUAAUUGCUGGUUAGAUGGCUGACCUCUCUGGCGGUGCAGGAAGCCUCCCUUCACGCUGUUGAUGUGAACUACACGGGCCUUGCUUGCUUUCCAGAAGGCAUUGGGGCAGCUGAACUCUACAACCUGAAGACACCCAAGUUAGAGUGUGGGUAUUUAUUAAUAGCAGCAUUAUGGUUCCUGUCCUUUAUUAAUAUUUUAUUAUAGCUAUGUUCAGGGCUCUAAUCUAAAUAUCAAAUCUAGAUCAAAUCAAAAGAAGUUUUGGGGGGGCUGGAGUGAGAACUUCAUGAGCAAAGUUCUAUUCUUAGAACCCAUGGGAUGUUUGUUUGUUUGUUUGUUUGUUUGUUGGCUUGCUUUUUAAAGUUAGACACUUGUUUGCAAUCGCAGGGCUAGGGAAGGGAAGCAGGGAGAACCUCAUGAGGCUCAUUGGCAGCCAGCAAAACAAAAUGGGCAGACUCCAGGCCACUGAAAGACCUUGUCUCAAAACAUAAGACAGUUAGUAAUGUGGUUGCUGUCCAAGCAUAACAAGACGGUUCAGUUUUUGUUGUUAGUUAAGUGUUUGCUGCCCAAACAUAAGGAAAUGGUUAAGUUAAUAAAGUGUUUGCUGCCCAAGUGUAGACAUCCAAGUUUACACCCCCCACCCCCCGCAGAAUCUAUAUAAAACCUGGACAUGGCAGUACGCGUCUGUAAACUCACUGCUCGGGGUAGAGAAAGUGGAUGCUAUCGGCUUGCUUGCUAGACAGUCUAGUUGAAAUGCUGGCCUUCACGUUCUAUGAGAGACCACCAAAAAUAAAACAGAAAUGAUU
Messenger RNA from Mus musculus (house mouse), 5065 nucleotides. RefSeq names its product nudix hydrolase 7 (gene Nudt7). Gene Ontology annotation, cellular component: peroxisome; peroxisomal matrix. Lineage: Eukaryota; Metazoa; Chordata; Mammalia; Rodentia; Muridae. The record is from RefSeq and is a predicted model, not a curated record. Bases 1628 to 2350 code for a protein of 240 amino acids. The transcript has 4 exons. Gene Ontology annotation, molecular function: coenzyme A diphosphatase activity; manganese ion binding; hydrolase activity, acting on acid anhydrides, in phosphorus-containing anhydrides.